AUGGAUUCCGCCAAGGUCCCUGUUAAGCUUGUCAAGGUCACCCGCGUUUUGGGCCGAACUGGUUCUCGCGGUGGUGUCACCCAAGUCCGCGUCGAAUUCAUGGACGACCAGACCCGUUCCAUCAUCCGUAACGUCAAGGGACCCGUCCGCGAAGACGAUAUCCUCUGCCUCCUCGAAUCCGAGCGUGAGGCCCGUCGUCUCCGAUAA
This is a messenger RNA of Talaromyces marneffei, 207 nucleotides long. RefSeq lists its product as uncharacterized. NCBI's taxonomy places the organism in Eukaryota, Fungi, Ascomycota, Eurotiomycetes, Eurotiales, Trichocomaceae. Gene Ontology annotation, cellular component: cytosolic small ribosomal subunit; ribosome. Gene Ontology annotation, biological process: translation; ribosomal small subunit assembly; maturation of SSU-rRNA. Bases 1 to 207 code for a protein of 68 amino acids. The record is from RefSeq and is a predicted model, not a curated record. The transcript has 3 exons. Gene Ontology annotation, molecular function: structural constituent of ribosome.